CACCCUCGCCCCAGGCCGGCGCUCAGGGCGCGGAGCUGAGGGGAGCUCGCGAGCCGCCUUCUGUUUACCUUUUAUGGUUAAAAUAACAGCUUAGCAAAGAAGCGACUUCACGAAGAAGCGAUUUAGUGAAAUCGUCUCAAGCUGCCGCGGCACAGCCAGUUUAAUCGCCCCCAGAGAGCUGAACAACUGCGAGCACAAUGGGACACAAAAUCAUUUUGUGUGUAAAUGAGCGUGGCAUUCUGCUCGCUUCCCUCUGCUCGGAAGGGCGGGGCUCGGUGGCGGGUGGGCGCACGGCCCGGGUCUCCCGCCGCCGCAGCUUAGAGAAACCGGUCAACACCUAGCCUGUUUUGGAAACCCGCAGGCCCUCGCGCGCACUGCAGCCGAGGCCCCGGCAACAGGCGGUUUGGCCCCGCCUCGGGAGGCCGGGAAGCUCCAGGUCGUGGGUUUGGAUGCUCGUGUUGGUGGCAUGAACUUGUGUCUCUUACUGCGCCCACUUUUAUGCUUCUGACCUCAACAGCGGUCUCAGGAAAAGGUCGUUGUCCAGCACCAAUGGAUUUGUCGGACGGAGCUCUGGAGGUUCGGGUCAAGGCGUAAAGCCUGGGGCUUCCAAUGGUACUCUGGGCAGCGAUGGAAGCCUAGAUGCCUCACCGCAAGGAGCGGCCGAGUGGGUCCUCGCUUCAUGCACACAGCAGUGCCGGCGCCACGGAGGGAGGAAGCAUGUCCCGGUUGUCUCUCACCCGGUCGCCUGUGUCUCCCCUGGCCGCCCAGGGGAUUCCACUGCCAGCCCAGCUCACCAAGUCUAACGCGCCUGUGCACAUUGAUGUGGGCGGCCACAUGUACACCAGCAGCCUGGCCACACUCACCAAAUACCCUGACUCCAGAAUAAGCCGCCUUUUCAAUGGCACGGAACCCAUUGUCCUGGACAGCUUGAAGCAACAUUAUUUCAUCGACCGGGACGGGGAGAUCUUCCGCUACAUCCUGAGCUUCCUGCGGACGUCAAAACUGCUGCUGCCGGACGACUUCAAGGACUUCAGCCUGCUGUACGAGGAGGCGCGCUACUACCAGCUGCAGCCCAUGGUGCGGGAGCUGGAGCGCUGGCAGCAGGAGCAAGAGCAGCGGCGCCGCAGCCGGGCCUGCGACUGCCUGGUGGUGCGGGUGACGCCGGACCUGGGCGAGCGGAUCGCACUCAGCGGCGAGAAGGCCCUCAUUGAGGAGGUCUUCCCCGAGACCGGGGACGUCAUGUGCAACUCCGUCAACGCCGGCUGGAACCAGGACCCCACGCAUGUCAUUCGCUUCCCACUCAACGGCUAUUGCCGGCUCAACUCGGUGCAGGUCUUGGAGAGGCUGUUCCAGAAGGGGUUCAGCAUGGCCGCCUCCUGUGGGGGUGGUGUGGACUCUUCCCAGUUCAGCGAGUAUGUGCUGUGCCGUGAGGAGCGGCGGCCGCAGCCCACUCCCACUACCAUCCGGAUAAAGCAGGAGCCCUUGGACUAGGCCCUUCCUCAGUGCCCGCCUGAGACACCUGGGGACCUGGAAACAGUGCUGAGGAGUUCUGUGUGUGAGCUCAGUGGCAAGCAAGAGACUGAGGGCCCUGAGUGUCACAGCAACAGAAGGCCAGAUCUGGAGGCCAGCCCAUCCAAAGAGACCACAGCAGGACUCCACUGUCUGCCCUCCUGGCCCCUGGGGCUCCCGGCCCAGGCGAUGUCCCCAGGGGCGCUGGGCCGACUGAGGCGGGGUCAGCAGAGGCUCUGCCGUCCCAAUCCAGAGGAGCUGCUCACCCAUCUCCGCGCGUGUCUGACUCUGGUGGGUUUCCUCACGUCAGAAAUGGCUUAUUUUUCUACAGUAUUUAAAAUGGAGGUGACAGUAUCUGCACACAUCAGAGAGGCCCCCGAGGACCAAUGCUUCUUUCCCUGGUGCUCAGUUCUCAGACAUGCGGUGUGCCCAUGCGUUGGGGGGCAUCCUGGGCGCUGGGGCCCAGACCCAUAAUGAGCUGGGCUUUGUCAUUCUUGUCCGUGUGCAGGGACAGAAUGGGACGGCAGCACGGCAGGGGUGGUGGGAAGCAGGAGGGAGGAGGGUGGUGCAGGGGUGGAGCUGGAUGGAUCUGUAGCCACCUGAGGUUCUUCGCUUUUGCUGCCACCCGGGGCUCAGGCCCCAGCUGUUUGGGUCACCUGACCAUCUCCUAGUGCCAGGGGCUUCCAGUCCUGUGUGUGUGCUCAUGCUUGGGUUCCAUGUCCCGGUCCACCGGAGGGCCACACCACACUCUUACCUCAGGAAUGGGCCCCAGGGUAAAGGGGCCUGUCUGUCAGCAUCAUCCUUUGGGUCCCAGCUCAGGAAGCCGUCCCUAGCUCUGUUUUUCCCACAUGAAUUAUGCACACUGAAUUUUAAUUGAACUGUUGUCAUGCUAGCCUGCCAAUAAGGCCUGGACACAGGCUCUGGACCCCUGAUCCCAAUGAGGACUGGACCCCCAAGGGGUCCUGACAGACCUGCUGCCUCACCCCUGGCCUUGUCACGCGUCCCCUCAUGCUGGCUUUUCCUUGGGAGGAGCAACAGGAGCGGACUGCUUGGUGGGCGGGGCACCCCAGCAGGCACAGCCCUGUGUACAAUGCCUGUAGACCUGUAUAUGAUUCCUUUAAUAUUGUAAAGAUGCUGAUGUACAAUUGUCGCGUG
This is a messenger RNA of Loxodonta africana (African savanna elephant), 2664 nucleotides long. It is a transcript of the gene KCTD15, whose product is annotated as potassium channel tetramerization domain containing 15. NCBI's taxonomy places the organism in Eukaryota, Metazoa, Chordata, Mammalia, Proboscidea, Elephantidae. The record is from RefSeq and is a predicted model, not a curated record. Gene Ontology annotation, biological process: protein homooligomerization. Bases 640 to 1491 code for a protein of 283 amino acids. Gene Ontology annotation, molecular function: protein binding. The transcript is spliced from 6 exons.